Molecule: messenger RNA, 987 nt
Organism: Miscanthus lutarioriparius
Lineage: Eukaryota; Viridiplantae; Streptophyta; Magnoliopsida; Poales; Poaceae
Source: the annotation of a GenBank genome assembly
AUGGCGGCCGGAGAGAGUUCCCUCCAAAGCAACGAGAAUCUGUGGGCCGCAUGGUGCCGCCCCCAACCAAAUCGAGCCAAGGAAGUAGCAUCUUUUGCAACACCUUCAUCAACACCGGCGACCAAGAUCAUCAACACCGGCGACCAAGACCAGCAGUACGCGUGCACGGCAGUGCUGCGGUGCUCGUCUGUGUCCCUGCGCAGGUGCCUGCGGCACUUCCGGAUCCGCUGGAUCUCCAUCCGGAGCUACAGCGGUGAAGCCAUGGGCGCGGUCGCGGGGCACAGUGGUGAAGCCAUGGGCGAGAUGGCCUGGUCGUCACCAAGGAAGGGCGAGGAGGUCAACGACGAGCUCGUCCACUGCGCCCCACCCGAGUUGGCGCUGCUGCUCGUCAAGACGGAGGCUCACGCGGGCGUCUUCCACAUCGGCAAGCGACAACGGCGGCUCCACGGUGGCUGGCGAUGCCUACUCUGGACCCACCAUGCCAGAGCUUGUGGCCAUGAGUGCCACAGCGACGGUGAGGGCGAGGGGGCGGCACUUUUCCCCCGUGGCCUCGACACCGCGCCGUUCGCCGCCGCCGCAAUCCAAUCGGGCCCGCGCGUCCUCUCCUGGCCCGGUCGUGCCUCCCCACUGCUGGUACGACGUGGACCCCACCGCCUGCGCUGUGGGCCCACCUGCUGGGAGCUGGAACGCAUGCAGGCUCCCUCCGUGGCCAUCGCAGACUCCCCCGAAAGCGGACAUAGAAGUGGCGAAGCAGUUCGGGUUAAUCGUCAACGUCAGUUGAAGCAGGUCCUUAGAUUUGGCAUUGGUGGCUGUGGAUUCAUUUUCUUAAGCCCGGUGAAGCCUACAUCCUAUCUGCGGCUCAAAACUACUUAUCCUCGAAGGCACAGGCCGAUCAAACAGUCGAAGGGAGCGCCAGCUAUGCUAUCGGAGUACGAGAGCGAGGACCAUCGAUACUUCUAUCGUGGUCACUUCUCAUGGGCCCUAUAG